AUGGGCUCUUCUAGAAUGAGCAGGGGUGAUGAUUCGGAGGAGACUUUGGUCACCGCCAAUCCAACCCCUAAAAUUGUUCCCACUACUGUUUCAUCAUCUGAUCCUAAUCACCUGAAUCUAACAUCUCUCCAAAUCACCACCCACAAAUUGAACGGAAAAAAUUUCCUGCAAUGGUCAAGAUCGAUUCAAAUGGUCAUUUGCAGAAAAGGUAAGAUUGGCUAUCUCGAUAGGAGCAUUGUCAAACCUGAUGCCAAUGAUCCAAAGUUUCAAUCGUGGGAUAUUCAAAAUUCCAUGGUUAUGGCAUGGCUUAUUCAUUCCAUGGAAGACACCAUUGGUGAGACUUACCUGUUUUAUCCUAUUGCUAAAGGCAUAUGGGAUGCAGUCAACCUCGCUUACUCAGAUUUCAUGGAUACAUCUCAGAUAUAUGAGCUUCGUAACCGUGCUCGAAAUUUGCGGCAAGGAGAACUGGAUGUCACACAGUAUUUCAAUGCCUUGAUUAAGUUAUGGCAGGAAAUGGAUCUUUUUCAAUCCUAUAAUUGGAAAGAUCCGGAAGACGCAGUUCUUUACAAACAAAUGCUGGCAAGAGAGCGAAUCUAUGAUUUUCUUACUGGGUUAAACCAGGAUCUUGACGAGGUUCGGGGUCGUCUUCUCGGUACCAAACUAAUAGUACCAAUCGACCGAAAAAGAGUGAUGCUGAAAAAUGCCUCCACUAUAAUUUCAACCCCUGAGGAUGCUGCCCUAGUCGUUCAUCAACCUAAAAACACUACCUUGGUCACUCAUCAACCUGAAAAUAGGUCUGACCAGCACCAACGACAUGGGAAGAAAAAUUCAGUCUGGUGCGAGCACUGCCAGAGACCUUACCACACAAAGGCAACAUGUUGGAAACUUCACGGGAAGCCUGCAAACUGGAGUCCAUGA
Messenger RNA from Asparagus officinalis (garden asparagus), 918 nucleotides. RefSeq lists its product as uncharacterized. The transcript has a single exon. NCBI's taxonomy places the organism in Eukaryota, Viridiplantae, Streptophyta, Magnoliopsida, Asparagales, Asparagaceae. Bases 1 to 918 code for a protein of 305 amino acids. The record is from RefSeq and is a predicted model, not a curated record.